This is a messenger RNA of Centropristis striata (black sea bass), 2048 nucleotides long. RefSeq lists its product as uncharacterized. The coding region runs from base 49 to 585 and encodes 178 amino acids. The transcript is spliced from 4 exons. The record is from RefSeq and is a predicted model, not a curated record. NCBI's taxonomy places the organism in Eukaryota, Metazoa, Chordata, Actinopteri, Perciformes, Serranidae.
CUUGCAAGUGUUUGGCUGAACUUGAUCAGGAAAGUGAGAGAGGGUGUCAUGUCUCCCCUGACCCUUCAGAGACAGCGCAGUAUCACUCCCUGCAUCACGGACAGAGACCCCCUGCCCGACUCCUCCAGUGACAAAGACCCUGGCUCUCCCAGGAUCUGUGAGGGAACCCCUCCUCUGUCUCGAGUCACUGAACGGGGAGGCUCCUUCAGAGAGAGAGGCCCAAACCAAGCCAGUAUAUCACGGCGCUCUCUGCGCAGCGUCUCCGUGGCCCCCCCUCACCGUGUGUCAGACUGUCUUCGCCAUGGCAACAGCAGCGAUGCCCGGGCAGUGAGGGCGGUGUGCCUGCUGAUGGGAGGGGCAGCGGCCUCCUCUGCUCUGGGCUACCUCAACUCCUGCUCCCCCUCCUCUCCUCUAGCUAGCAGAGCCCCAGAGAUGGCCCACGGGGCGGGGGGCUUCUCCGACCUCUCUGCAGGAGGCUCCUUCCACGCCUGCAGCCAGGAUGUCGACUCCCCUCACUUCAACAGCUUUGACUUCGAAGGAGACUCUGACUUUGAUGCAUUUGACUGUGGAGGAUUUGCUUUUUAGUUUUGACUAGAAAGACAAAGGGGAGAAACUGCUUGAAAGAUAUUUUCUUCUCAUCAUCUAAAUCAGGGAUGGGCAACUUAAAUGCGGGAGGGGGCCACAAUUUUUCAUGGACACUACCACAGGGCCACAUAUAGGACCGUGCACUUCACCAGAUAUGAUGAAACUGUAAUUUUAAAUAUGUUUACAGUGCAGUAACUUAACAUAUUUCAUGCUCAAAUGCAUGAAUAACAGUAUAAAUAGGAAUACAAAAGGUUUGAAGCAAAUAAAAAAUAACUACUUACCGUAUUUCGUCAAAUAGUAGCCGGGACUUCUAUCAAUAAAAAAACAGUUUGGGACCCGGCUAAUAAUAGGGGCAGGCUAUUAUUUGAAGGAGGCUUUUAUUGAAAAAAAGAAAAUCAGAGCAGCUCUGAUCGGCACUUUUUAGAGUGUUUUACACAGCGCAUUGUAGCCAGUUACCCGGAUGUCGGCCAUAUUGUAAGUACUCGGAUGUAAACAAACAAUGAACAGCACGCUGAAUGUUCAUUUUAAGCAGGAUUUAAAAUGUCUAAACUACCAAAAACCCCAGAAGAACAUGCAUAAACGGCUCGACUUUACAGAGAAUGACUAGGACAGCAGGAAACUUUGACAUAACACCGGUAAGACACCCGGCUUAUAAAAGAGGCCGGCUUUUAUUUACUAAAAAUUGUUUUUACACCCGGUUACUAAAUGAAGCCGGUCAUUAAUAGGGGCCCGGCUUUAAAUUGAGGAAAUACGGUACUGGGAUUUCUUUUUUUUUUUCAGUGCAAGAACAGCAGACCAACAUUAAUUGUAAGAAGUAAUUUUGUGCAUUUUUCACUUCACUUUUAAGAUUUCAUGCUGAAAUGCAUGUAGUUGUACUGAGGGCCACUUCAAGUGAGGGUGCGGGCCAUAUGCGGCCCCCGGGCCUCCAGUUGCCCAUCCCUGAUCUAAAUCCUCGUGUUGCUGUUCCUUUUUAAUAUAAGGGCAUUAUUAUUAAUUAAUCAGUCGUUUGUUAUCUAUGCGUCUAAUUUAUAAAUUAAUGAAGGUGUUCUUCCUGGCUUUGUGCCCAUGCUCCUCAGGUAAAACAUUCAUGAUCUUGACUCCUCUGAACACUGUCUGUCUGUGUCGUAUCAGUCUUUCCAUGCCACAGGACGGCUUGAGGUUCACUCAGUGAGCAGUGCAAUGAUUCCAGACAGUCACGGACGUUUAUGAGGACAUUUUAGUCUUUUAACAGGUGUUUUUCUCCAAUGUUUGUUAUCAGUGUUCAUUUUAUACUUUUUUUUUAUAAAUGUGACCUGAAUAUUCUGUCCUCAUCCACAUUCUCUCCAUUUCAUUGGCACUUUGCGCCAUUUCCUUUUGCCCCGCUUUCCAAAAUCACAGCCAUCAUCAACCAUCUGCAUAAACCAGUAUCUCACAUGAAAUGCAGUCGAAAGGUGAACUCUAAAUAAAUCCUGUUGUCACUAUGA